CAGGCUAUGUCGCUGAGAAGAAUGUGCAGAGAGAAAUUGGGAUUGAAAGAGACAAGGAGGGUUGGUUCAGAGAGAACAGCGAUGAAGGAAAUGGUGAAGAGAUGGUCAAGUAUGGUGAAGAACGAGGAGGAAGAAGAAGAGGGUUUGCCAAUGGACGUGCCAAAGGGUCAUUUUGUGGUGUAUGUGGGAGAGAAGAGAAGCAGAUAUAUUGUGCCUAUUUGGUUUCUGAGGCGUCCCGAGUUUCAGAGGUUGCUCCAUGAAGCAGCUCAAGAAUUUGGGUUCUGCAAUCAAAGAGGUCUCACUAUUCCUUGCCAACAACAUGUUUUUGAGUCUCUUAUAGCUUCGAUGCUCCGAGGAUGAAGUUAGACAUCAAAAAGACAACCCCGUUCUCUCUGCUGCUUUUCUUUUCCUUAUUUUUUCUGGGGAGAAAACAGCCACAUAGAUGAAGCUGGUUAAUUCUCCGUUUAUCUGCUUCCCUAGUUUGGUUUCCUCCAUUUUCAUGGUUCUAGUUUAGAAUUAGGAAGCCUGAGAAAGGCAUGUCUGUAAAUGUUGGUAGAAUCAAUUAAUGCGAUAUUUCUCCCACAGGGGUUGAAGGAUCGUCCAUUGUAACCUGUCGGAGACACUAAUUUCAAAGCGUAUU
Neltuma alba is the source of this 640-nucleotide messenger RNA. Its product is annotated as auxin-responsive protein SAUR50-like. The transcript has a single exon. NCBI's taxonomy places the organism in Eukaryota, Viridiplantae, Streptophyta, Magnoliopsida, Fabales, Fabaceae. The record is from RefSeq and is a predicted model, not a curated record. The coding region runs from base 7 to 360 and encodes 117 amino acids. Gene Ontology annotation, biological process: response to auxin.